CCGUGCGUAAGUGAUGGCCAACUCUAGCUGGAUGUAACCAUUGAGAAUCGAGGUAAAUAUUGGUCAAUAACAGCGGAGAACGCUGCAAUUGCGGAUUAUUUGGGAGUCAAGUGCGCGUUGCCGGCAGCGAAAAUGCACGAGGAUGAUCUGAAGAGUCAGUUGACCAUCGCGCGGAACGAGAUCAACAAUCUCAGGCAGCAAGUGCGCAACCUGCAGCAUGUGCAGCGCAAGGACAUUGAGACGAUAACCCGCCUGCUGCAGGACUUCCGCUGCGAGGGGUGUGCGAACAACAACAAAAGCGCCAAGGACAAGGUCGCCGGCGAGAAGCAGGAGCACCAGCACCAACAGCAGACGCAGGACCAGCAGACGGGCCAAGGUCAGAGCAAUUAUACCAAUGGUGGGCACUGCUUGGGAGAGGACUACGCACACUUUCGGCCCAUAGGAGUGAUCCGGACAGCAUUCCCAGAGAAGCGGGCCGUGCCGAGGCAGUCAAUUGUGGGCAGUCGCCUGCGGGGUAUCAUCCAACUGAACGACGGUGUGUUCACCAAUCCGGAGCACUCCUUGGAGGGACUAGAGGACUUUUCCCAUCUGUGGCUCAUCUAUCAUUUUCACCGCAACAAUUCCCACCCCAAGGCCAAGGCGGAUAACUUUUGCUUCUACAACGAGCACUAUGAUAGUCUUAAAGGUCUAAGUUCUUGGGCAUAUCAAACGCUAGAUGCACAUCGCAAGGACAAGCGAGAUCCCUGCUACAGCUUAGAAGAACUAGAAAAGUCUCUCACUUAUGACGACCUGUGGAACUCGGCGCAACUGCAGCUGGUACGCGAGGGAAAGAUGCACGGCUUUUUGCGCAUGUACUGGGCCAAAAAGAUUCUGGAAUGGACAGCGACACCGGAGCAUGCGUUGGAGUACGCAAUCCUGCUGAACGACAAGUACAGUCUGGAUGGUCGCGACCCCAACGGCUAUGUGGGCUGCAUGUGGUCCAUUGGCGGCGUCCAUGACAUGGGCUGGAAGGAGCGGGCUAUCUUCGGUAAGGUUAGGUACAUGAACUAUCAGGGAUGCCGUCGCAAAUUCGAUGUAAAUGCCUUUGUCAUGCGAUACGGCGGUAAGGUGCACAAGAAGAAAUAAAACGUUUUCGGAUUUGCCUUUGUUUUGAAUGC
Drosophila melanogaster (fruit fly) is the source of this 1157-nucleotide messenger RNA. RefSeq lists its product as uncharacterized. The record is from RefSeq and is marked reviewed. Lineage: Eukaryota; Metazoa; Arthropoda; Insecta; Diptera; Drosophilidae. The transcript is spliced from 4 exons. Bases 133 to 1125 code for a protein of 330 amino acids.